Molecule: messenger RNA, 1056 nt
Organism: Pollicipes pollicipes
Lineage: Eukaryota; Metazoa; Arthropoda; Thecostraca; Pollicipedomorpha; Pollicipedidae
Product: voltage-dependent calcium channel type A subunit alpha-1-like
Exons: 4
Coding region: 442-1056 (204 amino acids)
Source: RefSeq, a predicted model, not a curated record
UCCGUCCCCCUGCGCCCCUCUCUCGACAGUUUACUUGAGCCGAGCAGCGGCGCACCCAGUAAGAGUGUGGUGUACACGGAGGCGUCGGUGGAGCCAUGGCACCGGCUGAGCGGCUCCGACUCACGGCUCUGGCGACCCGACGACGCACUGGCCGCCGGCCACCGGCGUCGCUCCACCUCUCAGCAGCUGCCGUCCCCCCGGGGCAGCGCCCAGGGCGACCUGGCAGGCUCGCGGCGCAGCUCGAUCGCCUCGCUGGUGACGCAGCUGCAGGGCAACUUCCGGGCUGGCAGCUUCAGGUCGCGCUCGCCCAGUCCGCGGGCGUACCACUCGCCGACGGCCUCGCUGCGGCGCGGCCGGCGGCCGCUCUCGCCCUACAGGGAGCGCUCGCCGUCGCCGGUCGGCUUGUUCCCGCGCGCCAGACUGCCCGGUCCGCGGCCGCCCAUGGACCAGUGCGACUGGUCACUGCCGCGCGGCCAGCGCCGCCUGCCGAACGAGCGGGCCGUCUCCAUCAGCCCGGAGCGACGGCGGCGCGGCGAGCCCGCCUACGGCACCUCCUCCUUGGACCAGCAGAGCCGCUCGCCGUCACCGCCGGCGCCGCGGCGCGCCGGCAACUCGUACCCGACGCUGCCGACGCGGCGGAGUGGAGGCCGCCGCUUGCCGCCGACGCCGACGCGGCCGUCGACACUCGACCCGGCCGAGUUCCCGCAGGUGGCGCGCGCCGCCGGCUUCCGGCUGGCGCCGGCCGGCUCCGCCUUCAACUUCCCCAAGGUCAACGCUUCGCCGACGCACGCCCCGCGCCGCAUGCCGACGCCGGGCGGCAGCGCGGCGCGGCGCCCGCCGCUGCCGCCGUACCCUGCCGAGCCGCAGCCACCACUCAGCUUCGAGCAGGCCGUGGCCAUGGGUCGCGGCACACGGCAGCUGCCGUCGCCGAUCGUGCCCAAUGGCUACAAUCUUUCAGCGUGCAGUGCAGACGUCUGUUGUGUGCCCUGCCGAGCGGGCGGCGCCCGCCACUGCCCCUUUUUGUACCGCGCGCCGACCGGCCUGAGCUCCGGAUGA